AUGCUGCUCAAGUAUAGUGCAUUCAAGUUGACGACUACAUCCAUACGGUUGGGUAUAAUAACCAGCCUUAUUUUAUGGUUUAUUACCUUCCUGGCAAUUAUCCACCAAGGAAAGAAUUACGGCGAACUUCCUUGGAAGGUUUCCCCUUCAGCUCCAGAACUUCAAAAUUCAAUCAUUAUUUACCCCGAUGGUUUAGAUCACGACAAUGGCAAAUUAACGAACUUUCCAGCCAACAACAAAACCACAGUUCAAUACCACAAACUGCACUCCAACCCAUUAACUCCGGAAAUUAUGAACCACCGGUACACUCCACACAACUUAAAAAUCUAUAAUUCUCUUAGUCCUGCUAAUGGAUUUUGCGAGGAAAUAGAAGAAAAUACUCAAAUUCAAAUUUCACAAUAUCAACGAUUGCUGGACGAUUUCGUUGAAAUGGUUAAGGUAUUGAUUGACCAUUUAGAAAAUGAUGAACCCUUCAGUGGGUUGCGGGAUUUCUUCCAGGGUAAACUAGCUAAUUUCGAUGAAGACCUUUUGCGGAAACAUUUCUUCAAGUUUGCUGGGACUUCAGUUUGGUUGGAAGAAUAUGGUGUACAUUUAAUGGUCA
Messenger RNA from Hemisphaericaspora subhashii, 601 nucleotides. RefSeq lists its product as uncharacterized. Gene Ontology annotation, molecular function: mannosyltransferase activity. The record is from RefSeq and is a predicted model, not a curated record. NCBI's taxonomy places the organism in Eukaryota, Fungi, Ascomycota, Pichiomycetes, Serinales, Debaryomycetaceae. The transcript has a single exon. The annotation marks the transcript as partial.